AUGAAGGAACGAAUUCGAUGUGUUCAAACAGUUAUAGUUAUUGGUUCAUCCAGUGCCAUGUCCCUAAAGAGAAAGUUAUGUCAUUGCAUCUUCUUCGCCGGCGCUCUCUUCCUCUUCAUAUCGUUGUUCGCUAGAAAUCUUCCAUUCAUUUUAGUUGAUGAUAUAAAGAGGAUUCAAUUCAGAUCGGACGAGGUGCGGAGUGUCAUUGAUCCUUGCAUGGAGCAAAAUAGAAGUGUGGGAGUUGAAGCUUUGCCUAAAGGCAUAGUUACCCUAACGACCGACUUGGAGAUGCAGAAACUUACUGGAGGUCGUGAAAACAAAAGUUCUUCGAAAAGCUUACUUGCUCUAGCAGUUGGAAUCCCACAAAAACAAAUUGUGAAUGAAAUUGUUGAAAAGUUCCUCAGCAACAAUUUCACUGUAAUGCUCUUACACUACGAUGGAAUUGUCGAUGAAUGGAACGACUUGGAAUGGAGCAAUCAAGUCUUGCAUGUCUCAGCUAUGUAUCAAACAAAGUGGUGGUUUGCUAAACGUUUCUUACACCCGGAUAUAGUCGCGGAGUAUGAGUACAUCUUUAUUUGGGAUGAAGACAUUGGAGUUGAACAUUUUCAUCCUAGAAGAUACUUGGAAAUUGUUAAAAGGGAGGACCUUGAUAUUUCACAACCUGCACUUGGUGACAAGAGUUCUUUUCACUACAUCUUCACGAAACGUCAAAGCCAAAGAGAAGUGCACAGGCAUGUGUUGAGAGUUUUUGAUCUCUCUCAGAAUUGCACCGAGAAUGCUACUCAAUUUCCAUGCACAGGGUUUGCAGAAAUUAUGGUUCCUGUGUUCUCAAGAGUUGCAUGGAGAUGUGUAUGGUCUAUGAUUCAAAAUGAUUUGGUUCAUGCUUGGGGCAUAGAUUUUAAGUUUGGUUAUUGUGUUCAGGGCGACAAGACCGAAAAGAUUGGCGUGGUGGAUAGCGAAUACAUUGUGCACAAGGGGCUUCCUACACUCGGAGGAAAAGUAAUAAAGAGAUGCGUCGCCGAGAUGAAUACUUUUCACAAGAGAUGGCAACAGGCUGCAGACAAAGACUUGUGCUGGACUGAUCCAUACAAACCUCGGAACGAAUAA
Molecule: messenger RNA, 1107 nt
Organism: Zingiber officinale
Lineage: Eukaryota; Viridiplantae; Streptophyta; Magnoliopsida; Zingiberales; Zingiberaceae
Exons: 13
Coding region: 1-1107 (368 amino acids)
Source: RefSeq, a predicted model, not a curated record